AAAAAGAUUAAAAAUCAUAAAAAUAAGUAAUUUUAAUAUUAAUUACAAGAAUCAAUAAUACCAUAAGCACAUACAAUAUUCAAAAAUCAUAAAAAAAUAGAUAAUAAUAUUGUAAUGGCUGUAAGAACAUAGCAACACAACAGGAUUUUCGCAAAUAACUCUUAGCUGAUAUUAGGGACGUAGAAUAGCCUGAUUUAAGAAAAUAAUGGUUUAUCUAAUUCAACAGUGUUUCAAAAUGACCAAUUAAGCAUGCUUUCUCCAAUAAAGAAUCCAUAAUCAAUUAAGCAUAUGAGGUCUUCAUCGUAAAAUGUGUUACAAGAUAUUUAAAGCCCUGAGUAACUACCAAAAAUUAAAAGACCUCGUAAAACAGAAAACACAAUAAAUCUAUUUUAAGAAGCUAAAUAACAGCAAAUUUAAAAUAACUUAUUGGAUAGCAAUUAAGCGAAUCCUUAAUAAAAAAUAAAUCAGUCUUCGACAAAAAAAUCUAUGUCUGAUAUGCUUUAGGAUUGGCUAGUAAAUUCUAAUUCAAAUUUAACAUAUAACGAUAUCAUUAAAGGUUAGACCCAAACCGAUAACACACAAUCGCUUCCUAUGAAUAAUUUAAACCAAGCUAAUAUUUCUUCUAUAACUCCAAGUGGACCCUAAAACGGUAGUGGUAUUCCUUAAAAUGAGAAUGGAAGAUUGAGUACAUAAAAUAAUUAAAUUUCAUCAACCCCUAUAAAAUAUUACAGAAAAUCUGAUAAUAUUUUUACAUCACCUGUUAAGAGAACAACCAUUAUAGAUUCUAACUAAAAAAAUAUACUUGAAACUAUGGAAAAGCCUGGUAUUUAGAAUAAAACUCCAUUAGGUGGUAACACUUUUAUUAAGGAUUAAAUUGAUUUAUAGGCUUCCAAGAGCUAGAGAUAAAGUGAAAAAAUAAAUAACUAAGAAAAUGGUUAGGAACCUUAAAAUAUUUAAUCUUAAGAAAUUACUUAACUGCCUCUCAACAAUUAAGGAAAUAAGAUAGUUUCUGUAAGAAACUCAGCUUAGAAAUGGUUUAACAACAACAAUAAUUAGUAAGGAAUAAACGUGAAUGUUCAAGCUCCAACUAUACCAACCAGUAAUAAACUAACAAGUAGUAUGCUUAGUUAAUCUUAACCAUAGUUAAUAACAACUAAAACAUAAAUAAAUUAAACAAACAUUUUGAAUUCUAUUCUAACGCAUAAUAAUUAGCAAAAAAGGCUACAAGAUUUGGGCAGCAGUGUACCUGGAAAAACAUCUAAUAAUAAUGGAGAAAACGCUUCAGAGGUUGUAAGCUAUUUAAAAAUAAACUAAAAUGGCCACCAAAUACCCAUUGUAAAGUAAAAUCCUACUUAAAGUGGCUAUACUACUUCGAUAGGAACAAAACCAAAUAUUACCUUAAGAAGAGAUAAAAUAAGAAACUCUUCUAUGAUACCAAUUGAUACUUCUUCAUAAUAUUAGUAAGCUGACAGUGUAAGAGAUUUCUUAGGAAUAGAAAAACCUACAGAAGAAAAGCAAACAAUUGUUAAAAUUAAUGGAGCUAUUUAAAAUAAUUAAAAUCCUGCAUAAGUUGGUAGAUUUAAAAUAAGAAAAAUCAGCUACUAAACUGAAGAAUAAGUGAAUCAACCCAUACAAUAAAAUACUGUAAAUAAUGUCGCUACUACAAAUUAAAAUAAUUUAAACUAAUAACAAGAAAAUAAUUAAAAUUAAGGAUCUCUAUCUCAUCUACCACUUUCGCCAACUCUUUCCCCAUAAUUAAAAGGGAAAAGAAAUAUUUCACCAACUAUGAAUAGUAGCACUGUGUUUCCAAAUUCAAUACCUUCUCUUAAUUUAAUUUCUCAGGACAAUGAUAUAAAUUCUUCAAAUUCAGACAAUAAUAAUAUAUUAAUUUUGAAUAAUGUAGAAUAAAAUAAGAAAAUAACAUAAAAAAAAUUAAAACUGAAUUCAGAUCAUGAAAUUAAUUCAAACAAGCUUGAAUUACUAAAACUCUAACAAGCUUGGAAUUUUGAUAGUUAAAAUGAAAAUAAUUAAUAGUACCAGUAAACUCAGCAAGAAUAAAUGUAAUAACCUCUUCCUCCUUAUUAAAAUAAAUAAUAAUAAUAAUAAUAAUAAUAGUAGUAGUAGUAGUAGUAAUAAAAUAUGAUGUAAUUAAUAAUUUAAUAAUAACCAAAUAAUCAAAUAUACAGUGGAGAUUAUUAUGGGCACUUUUAAUAUGUAAGAGGUUCUAUAAUAAAGAGUAAGAGUAUACUAAAAUAUAAAUCUACUGAUCCAAACAAUCCAUAAAAUUAUGCAUAAAUGGGAGAUGAAGGCAGAAACUAAUCUCCAGAUCAAAAUGAAAAACGCAAAAAUCUACAUGCCCCAGAUACAAAAUAAGCUUAAAAUAUGAUUUCUUAUCAAAAAAUAAGAGGACAAAGAAAAUACAACUCUAUGUCUAAUUUCUAAGAAAUUAAUUAAAAUGGUUAAAGAAAAAAAUGUGUGAACUUUAAAGAAACAUUAAGAGUUAUCAAUCUUCACAGAGGAACUGAAAGUAUUGAAAGACUAAAAAAACCUCUAACAGGUAGUCUAAUUUGA
Tetrahymena thermophila SB210 is the source of this 2571-nucleotide messenger RNA. RefSeq lists its product as hypothetical. NCBI's taxonomy places the organism in Eukaryota, Ciliophora, Oligohymenophorea, Hymenostomatida, Tetrahymenidae. The transcript has a single exon. The record is from RefSeq and is a predicted model, not a curated record.